AUGGAGCCUUCUCUCAACAACGUAGCCGUCCGCUCCGGCAUUCCGGCUUCCCAGAACGAUCCUGCCCACAAACCCGACAAUAAACCUAACCGUGGCCCCGCUCCCCGUUCUCGGCGACGCCAUCUCGCGUCAGACAGCUUCAGACACUGCCUGCCCAAGGCUGGUUUCUCCUGGCCAGCGAAGGGUUUCAUCAUGCGUAGCUGGGAUGACGACUCCAGAGUCUGCGCAGCCCUGGAUGCCUGCGUCCGGGCAUUUACCGGCCCGGCAAUCGAGCCACUACUGGUUGAGAUGUUCAGCCAUGCCAGCCUCGAGGCCGCGGCUGGCAAAAUCCCUUCCGCAAGCCUUGCCAGUCCUGAGUCCAACUUUACAUAUACGUGGCUUGCUCGAGUCCGCAAGGAUGUCAACUGGGCUAUCAGAGGCGGCAAAAAGCCGGGCUGUGGAUUGAAGGUCUUCGUUCUCCUCUUCUUCACGAUCCGGAACGCCCGCCUCCGCUGGUUAGAUCAGCCCCUUAACGAGCGCUCGCUGCCUCACGACACCCGUCUGCAUGAGGCCGGUCAGACCGGUACCGACGACGAUUUGAUGAGCACGGGCGGCCCACGCGAGGCCGCAGCCGAGACCAAGGACGGUUCGAAAGAGGGGGGCGUUCAGACGCAAAGUGGCUAUCAGGAGGAGCUGGAGCACGGAGCGGCGGCUCCGGCCUCGACCGUUGAACAGGAUGAGUGCUUCAGAGCAGGGGCAACUGCCUUGUCGUCGUCCUGCACAGUUGUCCUGGAACAGGCAGAACUUUGGCGGGAUCAAUAUGGACACGGAUGA
Molecule: messenger RNA, 813 nt
Organism: Thyridium curvatum
Lineage: Eukaryota; Fungi; Ascomycota; Sordariomycetes; Thyridiales; Thyridiaceae
Exons: 3
Coding region: 1-813 (270 amino acids)
Source: RefSeq, a predicted model, not a curated record